CUGCUUACAAACAGGGAACCCGUCGGCGUCAAACGUCGACCUUGGUCUGUCAUCUCAUCGAAUCGUGCGCUAUAUCGGGAGGUUUCACGAGCGAUACAUGCUAUUUCGCCGUCGUCUAGCCACGGAAUCACCGCCCUACUCGACUAUAAAAGGCAACUCGCCUCAGGGAGAUACCAGGUGGGUAUUGCAUCCUACGCAACAACGAUGAGCAACGAGAAGGAGCUCGAGGUUGAGGCCAACUCUCUCCGUAGAGUCGCCUUUUUUGGUGUUGCCAUCUCCACGAUGGCCACCCUUGUUUGUGUGAUCUCAGUGCCGAUGCUCUACAACUACAUGCAGCACAUGCAGUCGGUUAUGCAGAACGAGGUCGACUUCUGCAAAUCUCGCUCCGGAAACAUCUGGCGAGAGGUGACUCGAACACAGGUGCUUGCCAAGGUUUCUGGAGGAGCUCUCAGAAGCCGCCGUCAAGCUGGAUACUCCUCAGCCGGUGUUGAGGGUAGCUUCGACUCGGGCUCAAACGGAGGUUGCUGCGGUUGUGGAGUGUCGCCUGCUGGUCCUCCUGGAGCCCCAGGACCAAAUGGAGAGGAUGGUGCUGAUGGUCAGCCUGGAGCACCUGGCAAGGACGGACCUGAUGGACCACCAGCUACCCCAGCUCCCCAGCACGACUUCUGCUUCGACUGCCCCGAUGGACCUCCUGGACCACCUGGAAACCCCGGACCCAAGGGACCCAACGGAAACCCUGGAGCAGACGGACAACCCGGAGCACCAGGACAGGCUGGACCCCCAGGACCUCAGGGACCACCUGGACCCCCCGGAAACGACGGACAGCCAGGAAACCCAGGAGCACCUGGUGCCCCCGGACAGCUUCACGAGGUUCCCGGCCCCAACGGACCUCCUGGACCACCUGGACCUCAGGGACCUCCCGGACCCGAUGGACAGCCUGGAUCCGAUGGACAACCAGGCCAGCCAGGACCACAAGGACCUCCCGGAGACAAUGGAGCCGCAGGAGCUCCUGGACAGCCUGGAGCCAACGGAGACAAUGGACCAGAUGGAGAAACUGGACCUGCCGGAGGAUGCGAUCACUGCCCUCCACCUCGCACCGCUCCCGGUUAUUAA
This is a messenger RNA of Ostertagia ostertagi, 1113 nucleotides long. Lineage: Eukaryota; Metazoa; Nematoda; Chromadorea; Rhabditida; Trichostrongylidae. The record is from the annotation of a GenBank genome assembly.